Dipodomys ordii (Ord's kangaroo rat) is the source of this 3713-nucleotide messenger RNA. It is a transcript of the gene Usp6nl, whose product is annotated as USP6 N-terminal like. The record is from RefSeq and is a predicted model, not a curated record. The transcript has 14 exons. Lineage: Eukaryota; Metazoa; Chordata; Mammalia; Rodentia; Heteromyidae. Bases 85 to 2574 code for a protein of 829 amino acids.
GGACAUGCAUUCCUCUGAGACGCCCUGGACAGUAGAUUUUGGUUUAAUAUUGGAUUGGGAAAACAUACAGAGACAUUUCCAGUCAUGAAUUCAGACCAGGAUGUAGCACUCAAACUUGCCCAGGAACGCGCUGAAAUAGUUGCUAAAUAUGACAGAGGGCGAGAAGGUGCAGAGAUUGAACCUUGGGAAGAUGCUGAUUACCUCGUUUACAAAGUCACCGAUAGAUUUGGCUUUUUACAUGAGGAGGAGCUUCCAUAUCAUAAUGCAGCUAUGGAACGGCAAAAACAUUUGGAAAUCGAAAGAACUACCAAAUGGUUGAAAAUGUUAAAGGGAUGGGAAAAAUACAAGAACACUGAAAAGUUUCAUAGAAGAAUUUACAAAGGAAUCCCUCUCCAGCUCCGAGGUGAAGUCUGGGCUCUCCUUCUUGAGAUCCCCAAAAUGAAAGAAGAAACAAGAGACCUUUAUAGUAAAUUAAAACACAGAGCACGGGGUUGUUCACCUGAUAUCAGACAAAUAGACCUUGAUGUCAACCGCACAUUUAGGGACCAUAUUAUGUUUAGAGACAGAUACGGUGUUAAGCAACAAUCCUUAUUCCAUGUUCUUGCUGCAUAUUCUAUUUAUAAUACGGAAGUUGGGUACUGUCAGGGGAUGAGCCAGAUCACAGCUUUACUCCUCAUGUAUAUGAACGAGGAAGACGCCUUCUGGGCCCUGGUCAAACUCUUUUCAGGCCCUAAACAUGCCAUGCAUGGAUUUUUUGUCCAAGGUUUUCCUAAACUCUUGAGAUUUCAAGAACAUCAUGAAAAAAUACUGAAUAAAUUUCUGUCCAAACUUAAGCAACACUUGGAUUCUCAAGAAAUCUACACAAGUUUUUACACAAUGAAAUGGUUUUUUCAGUGUUUCCUUGAUCGUACUCCUUUUACACUGAACCUCAGAAUAUGGGAUAUCUACAUCUUUGAAGGAGAACGAGUCCUAACUGCUAUGUCUUACACAAUCUUAAAAUUACACAGAAAACAUCUAAUGAAAUUAUCUAUGGAAGAACUUGUAGAAUUUCUUCAGGAUACUCUAGCAAAGGAUUUUUUCUUCGAAGAUGAUUUUGUAAUCGAGCAACUUCAGAUUUCUAUGGCAGAACUGAAGAGGGCGAAAUUAGACCUCCCAGAACCUGGUAAAGAGGAUGAAUAUCCAAAGAAACCUCUGGGACAACUUCCACCUGAAUUUCAUUCUGGUGGCACUCAUCACCUGAGCAAUGGACAAAGAAGUGUCGGCAUUCCUAGUCCCCACAUAAGCAGCAGAAGAGAAAGCGGGUCAUCACCUCACAGAAAACAGGAGCACUCCCCUCACCAUCAGAGUAGAGCUGGCACACCAGAAAGAGUCAGGCAGCUCAGGAGGAAAUCCGUGGACGAGGAUAGUAAAAACAUAAAAGAUGAGGCAGAUGUUCAACGAAAACAUUCAGGUCCACAAGACAAUUCCAGGCCUUAUAACCAUGCAGCAGCUAACCAAAAUAGCAAUGCUAUUUCAAAUAUCAAGAAGGAAUUUGUGCCCAAGUGGAAUAAACCAUCAGAUAGUUCAGCUAUUGAAAGAACUUCCAAAUAUACCAUAGAAGGCAAAAGUAGAUCAGUACAUCCCACACUUUCUGUGUCAAGUUCUGCUGAAAGCCGAGUAUCAAACACAAGGCAAAAGAUGAAGGUUUUGGAUACUGGUGAUGGGAAGCGGGGCUCCAAUGCAUCGCAGUAUGAUAAUGUACCUGGAAGUGAAAAUGAAAAUGGGGCUUUUGUUGAAGAGGCACUUGAAAGGGCUUGCUCUCAAAAUCCAAGGAAUGUCUUUUACUCUAACAGUCCAAGAAAGCAUGCUGAGCCAAGCUCUAGUCCAUCAAAAGUAUCCAAUAAGUUUACUUUAAAAGUGCAGCCUGCAAGCUAUAUAAGAUAUCCAUCCCAGUUAGAAGGAGAAGAUUGUGGGCCCGCAAAUCCCCCCUCAUACAGCAAUCCCCCUAUCUACCAUGGACAUUCUCCAAAACACAUCCCUGCGGCUACCAGCAGCAUCGUGUCUCCACAGAUGGGCCCUGUGACUCAAAUUCAUCCUUCCAGGAGACCUUACGGUUCCACUCUUUCCAUUGAUAAUUCUCCAGAGAAAUCUUACACCCGCCCAACUCCUGUUGUUCUACCCUCUAGCCGAAUAGAAGUCCUUCCUAUUGAUCUUGGUGCUGGGGGGUAUGUGGGCAACUCGGGAUCACCAAAGAAUGGGAAAUUCAUCAUUCCUCCAGUGGACUAUUUGCCAGAUAACAGAAAAUGGUCCGAAGUUAGUUAUCCUUACAGGCCUGAGAUGCACGGACAAUCCUGGACUCGCGAUGCUAGCCACGGCCACUUAAGUAAUUUACCAAAAUACACAGCUUUUCAGCAUGUGCCCUUUCAGGACCAUGGCCUCCCAGCGGUGUCAGUGGAUGGUCCAGUGCGGUAUAAAACCUCACCAGCUGUGGAAGAUGCUGGUCCAGCUGGGUAUCAGUAUGCAGGGCCCUCGCCUCCAACAUAUCACUACAGAAAACGAGAGGGGCUUUCAGUUCAAGAAUCAGUAUUGCUGUGAGAAUUGCUCUCUUCUUGCUGAAGUCGAGAAUAGAAACCAUAUGAAAACUACAUUGCUAUGUUUAUAAUUGCCAAAGCAGUAUUUUCUGUGUUGUAAACGACUCGCACAAUGCUAAUGUAUGUUAGUAAUAAGAGUAUAUGGAAAUGUGUUCAUCCCCAUAUAGAUGCUGCUUAAGAUGAGCGUUUUAAAUUGCAUCAUCACUGAAUAUGUUAAAGAGGAUUUAACCCGGAAACAUAGCAAUAGCACUUAGGGCUGCACGCACAGUAAUGAUUCUUUACCCAGUUUCAUUUAAGUCUUUCUCCAAAACCUAACCAUUUUUACUUUGUUGACCCAUCCUAUUUUGACUGUUGCUACAAAGCACUGAAAACAGUAGAAGAAAUAUUUUUAAGACUACAUGUAGUGUAUCUUUUAAUAGAUGUUAUAGGCAUCUAUGCAUAUACAUAUUUGAACACAGAACUGAAUACUUUUUAAAGACUACUUUUCAUGUAGACCCAUCAAAUGUUGAUAAUCCCCCCACCUUAACUUGUCUUUCAGUUCACUUUUUCCCCUUUAUAUUUUUUUACCCAGAUCCUAAGCUGACUAGUUAUUAAUUCAUCUCAAAAAUGCUCCUCAUUCUCCAUCAGUUGCUGCCAUUUUAUUUCCAUGGGGCACUUAAAGAUAUUGGAGAGAACGAUUUACCCACUUCAUGGUGCUUCAAGUUUGAGGCGGUUCACCUAAGUUUAUGGCUAGAGAUGCAGCCCUCCCAAGAUGGGUCUUGUGUGUGCACGUCCUUGACGGCUCCUGCGCUCCAGGCGCCGGGUAGGCCGAUCCCUGCCCGGGUGCUGGGGGCACGCUGCGGCUUGGCGCCCCCCACGCAGAGGACCUUGUGCAGUUAGUGUUGACACAGCACUCAGGUGGCAGAAGGAAGGAAUGCUUCUGAAGAUCAUUUGAAAGCAGGAUUAAUGAUACAGCUACUUGUCACUGUGUCCCUUAAACUUUCAAGAGGGCCUCACCUUAAAGUGAGGGCCUCUGGUGACCAGUCUCUGAAGAAUAAUAUAAUCAAUAGAAAUUGCUAGUUAUUUGGACCAUUGCAUUAUCCAUGUUAAAAUUGUGGGGAAAAAUCUACUUAAGGAUAGGCAUCUAAGAUUUUGAUGUGUUUU